Molecule: messenger RNA, 1870 nt
Organism: Ostrinia furnacalis (Asian corn borer)
Lineage: Eukaryota; Metazoa; Arthropoda; Insecta; Lepidoptera; Crambidae
Gene: ClpX
Product: Caseinolytic protease chaperone subunit
Exons: 10
Coding region: 362-1870 (502 amino acids)
Cellular component (GO): mitochondrial matrix
Molecular function (GO): protein dimerization activity; zinc ion binding; ATP hydrolysis activity
Source: RefSeq, a predicted model, not a curated record
CAGGAGUAUUGAAACAACGUGGUACGAGAAAAUUUCAACUUCUUUCACAUCAAAAUCAGCUGUGAACAUCAGUAUGGCCGCUCAAAUAAUCAGAAAAUAAAUUUGUUUUUUAAAAAUCAAAUUACAAAAAAAAUAGGAAAGUGCAGUUUUCGUACUUACAUCGUGUAAUUUUAAAGAAUAGUGGCGGUGUUGAUGUUGACUAAAAGUGUUGCGUCAUGACAGAAACCUCUCACUGACAAACAAAUACAAUAAAAAUUGCGACUAUCAUUACGGCGACUUAUUGUAAUUUCUAUUUGGAUCGUGCAGCAUUUGUCGGUCGCUGAGGGCUGAUGUUAUUUGUGCUUGGUAAUCGCGCGUGAUAAUGAGUAGUGUUCGAUUGAGUUUGGUUUCUGUGGGGAGGAUCGCGAGGAGAAAUUGUCAUUUGACAUCAGGAGUGCAACAAUGCCGAACCUUACGACGGAACAGCCCGCGCUCGCUGAGCACGUGCGCGGUGCUGUGCAAGAGCCCCACGGAGCAGCCGCCCGGCCCGCCGCACUCGCACCCCCCUAAGGAUGCCGUCAACUCUGGCACGACAUCGGGCGGCAAGAAGUCGGGCUCCGGCAGCGGCGUGCUCACGUGCCCCAAGUGCGGCGACCCGUGCACGCACGUGGAGACGUUCGUCAGCUCCACGCGCUUCGUCAAGUGCGACAAGUGCCACCACUUCUUCGUAGUCCUCAGCGAGGUCGACACCAAGAAGAGCAUCAAGGACAACGCCGACACUAAGUCUGGAUUCUACAGGAAACCCCCGCCGCCGCCGAAGAAGAUAUUCGAAUACCUGAACAAGCACGUGGUAGGCCAGGAGUACGCCAAGAAAGUGCUGUCGGUCGCGGUGUACAACCACUACAAGAGGAUCUACAACAACGUCACCAGCGGCGCGCCCGCCGACGCGCACCACCCGCUGCACCACACACACAGAGCAGACCUCCUGCACAUAAGCCACGGGACCAGUACCGGAGGAGGCGGCGCCGAAGUCUUGGAGAGGCAGCACCACGAGCUGAGGCUUGACAAGAGCAACGUACUACUGUUAGGACCUACGGGAUGCGGCAAGACGCUCCUGGCGCAGACGAUAGCGCAGUGCCUGGACGUGCCGUUCGCGAUCUGCGACUGCACCACGCUCACGCAGGCCGGCUACGUCGGCGAGGACAUCGAGAGCGUCAUCGCCAAGCUGCUGCAGGACGCCAACUUCAAUGUGGAGCGUGCACAGACAGGCAUCGUGUUCCUGGACGAAGUAGACAAAAUAGGCGCCGUACCCGGAAUACAUCAGCUCAGAGAUGUGGGAGGCGAGGGCGUACAGCAAGGCAUGCUGAAGAUGCUGGAAGGCGCAGUGGUGUCGGUGCCGGAGCGCAACUCGCGCAAGUUACGCGGUGACGCGGUUCAGGUCGACACCACCAACAUACUCUUCGUGGCCAGCGGCGCUUAUAACGGGCUCGACAGACUAGUGCAGCGGCGCAACAACGAGAAGUACCUGGGCUUCGGCGCGUGGGACUCGCGCUCGGGCCGGCGCGCCGCGCUGCAGGCCGCCGCCGCCGACGCCUCGCCGCACGCCACCGCCGCCGCCGAGGCCGACGAGCGCGACGCCUGGCUGCGCAAGGUGCAGGCGCGCGACCUCAUCGACUUCGGCAUGAUCCCGCUCCAGGCCACGGCCGACGUGGCAGAGACAGAGGAGUGGCUUGAGCCGUCAGAGUUCCUGGCAGCACUACAGGCCUGGCCUGGAGUGCCGUGGCGGCAGCGGCCUCCGAGGAGACCACGGCGAAGGUGUCCAUACUGCACGUGGACGUAUCCUCGGAGCAGACGCUUAUUUAACAUAUACGAGGAUUUGGAGCCCUAUUAA